GCGUUAUCGGGCGAGCGCGGCGUGCAGUGUCGGGAUGUGAUAUGGCGAUAUCACCCGGGGCCAUGGCCCUGGCCUUUCGGGCUCGGGCUCGGGUCCGGCGCCGCCGCCGCCGAUGGUGUGCGCUCUUCAAAGUUCUGCCAGCGGCAUACGUGCUAUGCGGUCCGGACGGAGAACGACGUGCCCUUUAUAGCCGAGGUAUGCGAUGAUCCUCUUGUAUCUGCGACCACCAGCGGCGGCACAGGGGCGAGAGCAUGUCUCGCCCACAAGUGUCAGGUGUUGCACAUCAACUGUCCCAAACCCAGACGGGAUCGCACUUCUUCUUCUUCAGGAGGAGGAGGAGGAGCCGGAUGCCUCUUCUGUGUCGACCACGAGUGCAAGCGCGACGGCUGCAGCCAGCAGAAACACACCAUCGGCGUCGACUACUGUGCCGAGCACAUGUGUCAGAUGAACUCGGUGUUCCAGACGCUGGCGGCUGGCGGUGCCCGGGCAGCACCGGUGCGGACAUGCAACAAGGAGCCAGAGGUGGCGUCCGGGUCGCCGUGGUGCAAGGAGCAUCACCAGUGCCCGGUGGAGGGCUGCGGCCGGUUUCGCGAGGUGUUUGGCGACUGGAUCGCUGAUACUUGUGCCGAGCACUCAAGAAGAACAUGUGACUGGCCCCCCGGCUGCAAACGCACACCCACGCCCUCCUCGCGCGGGUGCCACCUGCACCGCUGCACCUUUCCCGCCUGCCCGCGCCUCCGCGGCCUCGCGACGGGGAGCACGCACUGUCCGGAGCACACCUGUCUGGAACCAGGAUGCGUGAAAAGGCGCUCUACGAGGACGACACCACAUCCCCCCUCGCGACAUGGCGGGAGUGGAAAUGGGACUAUCUCUCCAGCUACGGUCGAAGCCUUAUUCACGGGCUUGAUGGAUAACAACAACGGACGACGUGGCGGCCGCGGCGAAGGCCGCAGAACAAGCAGCAACUCCUUCCCGUGGCUCGGGGACUUGCUGUCCGCUGCCGCUGCCGCCGCAGACACCUCCAACCUCGCUCCUUCAUCCCAGCCUCGCCGCCGGGCAUCCCGCGGACAGCAGCACCACCGGAGGCAAGUACAUUUCCGCCCAAACAACCAGGACCGCCAACACCCGUCACCACACCCGCCGUCGCGGUCGCGACGACGAAGACCGCCGUAUCCUCCAGAUAGCGACGAGUCUGACUUUAGCGACUCUGAGCAGGACUACCAGGAUCAACAGGAGCAGCAGCAGCAGGAGCGGGAGCAGCGGCAGCAGGAUGUUUUGGACUCUGUGGCCUCGGCGCUGCACGACGCCGGGGUCUUGUCAUCCCAGAAUGAUGAUGGUGAUGAUCAUGGUGGUGGACGUGUGAGCCGGAUCCCGACGAGUGUGUACUGCGAUUCACAUAGAUGCUUUGUGCAGGGCUGUUCCGCGCGGCGGGUUGGGUGGCGGCGGGACUCUCAUCACCAUCAUCAUCAGCGUCGUCCUCGUCGUGAUCGUGGGGGUGAUGACCGCGGUAGUGGUAGCGGAAGUGAUGAUGACGACUGCCACCACCACCAGGCCGGGACCCGGAGCGGUAGUGACAGUGCCAGCGACGACAGUAUCGCCGAGGAGGAGGUCAUCUACUGCGAGGCACAUCGGUGCCAAUACUCUGCGCGUCGGCAGCGGCUCGUGUACGACGAGAUGAUCCAGGACUAUCGACCCGCCGCGGGACGAGCGGGCCGCGGCCGCUGGUGGAAGUGCGGCAAGCGGGCGAGGCAUGGGGGUUUGUGCCGCGAGCACUCGGAAGCCAAUGGCUCACAUGCUGAUGGUGAAGUCCGUGGGAAUGGGAGGUUUGGUUGGGGCUGGACCCCGCAGGGCGGUCGUGAGAGAGGGCAUGGACCGGGAAGUUGGGAGUUCCGUGACAUCGGGCUCGGUUGGAGUGGGAUUCCGAGAGGAGGUGGUGAUGGUGGUGGAGGAGCAUGGGGCCAUGGCUACAGCACUAUCCGGUGGUGAUUGGUUGAGGAUUAUUGACUGCAUCCAUCUAUGUAGCUGUCACCGAGAGUACGUUUCAUAGCGAUCCCUUGAGCGACGA
This is a messenger RNA of Microdochium trichocladiopsis, 2065 nucleotides long. RefSeq lists its product as uncharacterized. The transcript has 2 exons. The record is from RefSeq and is a predicted model, not a curated record. The coding region runs from base 436 to 1986 and encodes 516 amino acids. Lineage: Eukaryota; Fungi; Ascomycota; Sordariomycetes; Xylariales; Microdochiaceae.